ACUUGAAAGCAACUUAAGCUCCUCCUCCUCCGUCAGUCCGAGCGGGAAGUUCAGAUGUUUCAUUCCUAAAUAUACUCUCAUGUAAAUACUCAAAUAUUCCGCCGUUCAUUCAACAAAAAAAAACUCUUUCGGGGUAUUUUAAACGUGCCUGUAGGAGACACGUCCGCAGUCAUGUCCAGUGAGGAGGAGAGGAGCACCUCUGCAUCCAGGUGUUUUGGACAGUUCACCUACACGGCUGAGGAGUACCAGGCGGUGCAAAACGCUCUGCAACAAAAGCUGGGGCCAGAAUACAUCAGCACCAGAGUGGCUGGAGGAGGACAGAGGGUGUGUUACAUUGAAGGGCAUCGUGUCAUCAGCCUGGCCAAUGAGAUGUUUGGAUACAACGGGUGGUCUCACUCGAUUUCCCAGCAGAACGUUGACUUUGUGGACCUCAUCAAUGGGAAGUUUUAUGUCGGAGUCAGUGCUUUUGUCAAAGUGCAACUGAAGGACGGGUCGUUUCAUGAGGACGUCGGCUACGGAGUCAGCGAAGGACUGAAGUCUAAGGCUCUGGCACUGGAAAAGGCGAGAAAGGAAGCUGUCACUGAUGGCAUGAAGAGAGCGCUGAAGUACUGGAGCUUAUUAUUUAUACUCAUUAGCUUUGCUCUUAAUAAAAUAAAAGUAAUAUUUUUUUUUGUCUUGUUGAGGUGUUUCGGUAACGCCCUCGGAAACUGUAUCCUGGAUAAAGGAUACCUCCUAGCCAUUAACAAGAUCCCCAAACAGCCUCCUCCUCCUCUGGACCCGGCCCAGACUAAACGCACCGAGGGCGAGCCGUCGGUGGAGAAGGCCCGCUUUGGAAGUAUGGCUCGAGAGGAAAAUCAAGCAUCGGCUCCUGUCAGGACGCCGCUGGAGCCCAGAGUCAUCAACCAGAACCAGGACUGUUCAGAAGCUUACACUCCUAAAGCUGCUGACCUUUGCCCUGAUGGGAGGAGCGAGAACGGCUGCUCCAGGUCUGUUACGGACGAGUCGGACCCCAAACAGCUGAGAAAACUCAGACAGCAGCAGCUUCAGCAGAAGUUCAGGAGAGAGAUGGAGGCCAAGAAGCUGCAGCAGAAACAGGAUCAGGCCAAGUCAGAGGAGAAAGAGGUCACUAUCGGACAAGGAUCCGGCGCAGCUCAUGAAAGUGCAUCUGCGUUCAGUGACUCAACCACAGGUGGACACGGUAACCACGGCAGCAGGGAUGUUUGUUUAGCAGAUGAUCCUGAGCUCUGGGACUUCUCCCUGGAUGGAGGCGAGGAUCUGGACGUCCCAGCAGACGGCCCGUCCCUCAGAGAGUCCAGGGUGAGCACGCCGGGGAAUCACCAGAUGCAGACGCGCAGCAAGACUCCUCAGAGAGCCCCCAUCAGACCUCCAGAGGCCCCGUCGUACAGCAGAGGACACGAACAGGCUCAGUCCAGACCUCAACAACAGAACCAGUAUCAGGGGAGAGCAGGUGAAUCGUUCAGUCCAUACAGACAAGGACAGUACAUGAAGAAACGCAGGCUGGACACAUGACGUUUUAUGCUGCUGUUUGUUCUAUGCUGCCUACAUUUAAGUGUUAUGAUUUUAUUUAUAUAUGUACGUUUAUAUAGUUUUUGUAUGAUAUGUGUACAAAUGUUUUUGGUUAUUUUAUUAUUAAAAAAGGAAAACCAAAAGAAGCACAUUUACAUGAUUGAACAUGUAGCAGUGAAUCACACCUCAUGAAUUCAUUUUAUUAACCUUUAUGUGACUUUUUUUAGUUCAUUAUUAAUGUUCAAAGGAAGAAUUUAAAAUAAAGU
Molecule: messenger RNA, 1793 nt
Organism: Mugil cephalus (flathead mullet)
Lineage: Eukaryota; Metazoa; Chordata; Actinopteri; Mugiliformes; Mugilidae
Gene: rad52
Product: RAD52 homolog, DNA repair protein
Exons: 11
Coding region: 172-1530 (452 amino acids)
Biological process (GO): DNA recombinase assembly; mitotic recombination; double-strand break repair via single-strand annealing
Cellular component (GO): nucleus
Source: RefSeq, a predicted model, not a curated record